Molecule: messenger RNA, 723 nt
Organism: Mesocestoides corti
Lineage: Eukaryota; Metazoa; Platyhelminthes; Cestoda; Cyclophyllidea; Mesocestoididae
Source: the annotation of a GenBank genome assembly
AUGGACACGUCGGUGUUGUGUUUCGACCAAAAGGCCCCGAAUUCUGAAAAGCUCCUAGUGAUCGGUGCUGGUCUCAUGAGAACGGGGACUUUAAGUUUGCAAACUUCGCUGGAGUAUCUGCUUCAACGACCCUGCUACCACAUGUCGCGCGUUGCCCGCGAACUACGCGAACCCGCCAUCCGCCAGUGGAUAGAAGUGUACAGGAACGCCGGUGGGGGCAUCGAUCAGCCCCUUAGCGGCUACGGCGCCACUGUUAUCCUCACCGUCCGAGACGCCGACGAUUGGGUGGCGAGUUGCCGAGCGACAAUGCUCUCCCCUGAAAUGCUUCAGAAACCAAGUUGGGGUCUUCGGAUAGUCCAUGCGCUGGCCAACACCUCGAGUCUGUUGGAACUUCACGACAUUAUGUUCGGGAAAACCAUCGGUCCAGACUUCUCCACGUUUUCUGAUUCCGACCUUAAACACGCCUUCAACAAGUGGAACGCUGGAGUAAUUGCCAGUGUCCCAAAUGACCGAUUACUAGUGUUUGACCCGAAAGACGGCUGGGAUCCCCUCUGCAAGUUUUUGGGCCUGCCAAAACCCUUGGUGCCUUUUCCCCACGUGAACAAAAGGAGUGAAAUGCGCGAAGUCCUCGGAAGGCAGUUGAGAAGGGCCAAAUAUUUCGACAAACUGAUUUCAUCGAUAUACUUGACUGUCAUUUUCAUUUGCAUACUGCUACUGCUCUAG